Molecule: messenger RNA, 1785 nt
Organism: Cryptomeria japonica (Japanese cedar)
Lineage: Eukaryota; Viridiplantae; Streptophyta; Pinopsida; Cupressales; Cupressaceae
Product: nudix hydrolase 19, chloroplastic
Exons: 6
Coding region: 160-1332 (390 amino acids)
Biological process (GO): NADP+ catabolic process; NAD+ catabolic process
Cellular component (GO): cytosol
Molecular function (GO): NADH pyrophosphatase activity
Source: RefSeq, a predicted model, not a curated record
CAAAUUAUACAUUGUUUAAUUAAAAUAUAAAAAAACUAGAUAAAACAGCCUGCACCUUGGAGAAAGCAUGAACAGUUGAAGAGGACUCUGGUAGUACGGGUGACUUUUGCAGCACAGCAAGGCAACGUGCAGAUUGAGUCAUAAGUAAUACGAUUGUAAAUGGAAGACAACACCAAAAAACAUCUUUCUAAUUGGAGAAAUCACGCUUUUUCAGCGAAUCCCUUAACUGUGUUAGAUCGAAAUUCAUCUCUUGCACGAUUGCGAUCUUUCUUGUGCAAAACCCCUGAACAACUCAAAGAUGAGCAAACGGUUCUUAUACUGCCUUUCCUGCACAGCAAGCCUUUGGUCUUAUCUCCAUCUUCACCUCCAUCUCCACCUACAUGGCGUCUUGCUUGGCAGAGCCUCUACAAAUGCGUUCAAUUGGUCGAUCACAAUUUGCUCAGUAAUAUGGUAUACCUGGGGCACAGGGGAGAUACCAUGCAUUGGGCUCUCGAUUUUCCCACCGAAAAGGCUGCUGAAUUUGUUUCUUCCACACAAAAAACUAUCUUUGUGGAUGUGAGGAGACUAAUGAUUGGGACUGAUCCCUCACACGAGGUUGGGAUGGCAGACCUUUCAAUUGCGGGCCAGGCAAAAGCGUUGCUCGAGUGGCAUGAUCAAGUUCAAUUCUGUUGUAAAUGUGGGACAAAGGCAUUAUUCAAAGAGGAUGGAAGAAAAAAGCAAUGUGGGAACAAUAUGUGCAAAAGGAACCUUUUCCCCCGAAUAGAUGCAGUAGUGAUCAUGCUUGUUAUUGACAAGGUCAACAACCGUGCACUAUUGGCUCGCCAAUCCCAGUUUUUGUCACAUAUGUGGAGUUGUCUUGCUGGAUUCAUUGAGCCGGGUGAAAGUCUUGAAGAAGCUAUGAAACGUGAAAUAUGGGAAGAAGUUGGUAUUGAAAUUAAUGAAGCUGUCUAUCAUAGUUCUCAACCAUGGCCAGUUGGACCAGUCAGUAUGCCAUGCCAGUUGAUGGUAGGAUUUUUUGCAUUUGCAAAAUCCUUUGAAAUUCUUGUGGACCAAAUUGAACUGGAAGAUGCACAGUGGUUCAGUAGGGAAGAGGUGAAAAAAAUGUUGGAUUAUUCACGAUACAAGAAAGAUCAGAAGAAAACUGCAUUCCGGAUAAAUCAACUAUGUGCUGGUGCAGAAAUGGGCAAAGGCUCAUUACCAGAUAUCAAAAGGAAUAUUAAGGGCUCGAGAGAACUCACUAGCAUGUUUGUGCCAGGACCCUAUGCAAUCGCACAUCAUUUGAUUUCUUCUUGGGCAUAUUGCAAUCAGAACUCGCUGCUUAGCAAGCUCUAAUUAUGGUAUAUAUAGACAAAUGAACACACUGUAUGAUGUAUGGUUUUCUGGAAUUCCAAGCGGGUUUUGAUCAGAAGAAUUGUAAUUUAAGUUUUCUUUGAUAUGUAUUUUCUCUAUAAAAUGUAUUGCCUUAAUGUCAAGUGUUUUCCAGAUGUUACUUCAGAGAAAUUAGGUAAACUUUCAGAACAUUCACGAUGCAAUAAUAUUUGCGGUCCUCGUCUUGCAGCAUGUUUGUGCCAGGACCCCAUGCAAUCACACAUCAUUUGAUUUAUUCUUCAGCAUAUUGCAGUCAGGACUCGCUGCUUAGCAAGCUCUAAUUAUGGUAAAUAUAUAGACAAAUGGACACACUGUAUGAUGUAUGGUUUUCUGAAAUUCCGACUGAGUUUUGAUCAGAAGAAUUGUAGUUUAAGUUUUCUUUGAUAUGUAUUUUCUCUAUAAAAUGUAUUUCCUUAA